GCUUUUCCGUAACCAGUUUCUUGAAGGUUUUAGGGGCCUAUAUUACUGGCGUCUUCUCACCCCCAAUGGACAACUCACGUGCCUAAUCGAGCGUGAUUCUGAUCACGUGUAUUUACCGUUCAACAAAUCCAUAAAAAUUGAUUGGCCAUCUAAACUUCACCAAUCACCCCACCAAUAUGUCCGCCCAAGAACCUCAAGACAGCCAGGUUGAAGUCAAAACCUACCCAGACUCCACCAACAAAUGGCCAACCCCAUUUGUCAAUUUGGCUAACGCUUCUGCUUACCCAUCUUGGACCCCAAUCGAUACCAAGAAGGAAACUACUCAAAUCUUCAAGUUUGGUUUCUACACAACUGUUGGUGCCUACGCCUGGUUAUACUUAUGGAAGCGUACCACCUUUAAGUUGGGCUUGCCAUUAACUGCCGUUGGUUUCGCUACCAUCGCUACUGCCACCAAGGGUAUUGUGACUAACUUGAGAGAAAAGAACGAUGGAUGGAACACCUUCAUCGCAGUUGGUACCGGUAACUUGGCCUGUUUAACUGUUGGAUUCAAGAACAUGCCAGUCAAGCACAAAGUCUUGACCGGAAUUGCUGGUGCAACUGUCACUGCCUUGGUGGAUCACGCUCUCUGGGCCCAAUCUCCAAGUUCUGCUGGUAGAAACGCUAGAUACGCCGAAGGCAACACUGAAGAAGUCCUUGACAAGCAACAAUUCUGGGACGUGUGGAAGAGAAGACCUUUGAGUCAAACUGUCGAAAGUUUGGGAGCGGGUAGAGGUAUCUUCAAGCCAUAAAUUGUCAGUUGAGACGAUUCGAUCUGGCUACUUGCAUGUCUUGUCAUUUUUUCAUGUUUAGAUGGUGGUUCCAGUGUAUGC
Suhomyces tanzawaensis NRRL Y-17324 is the source of this 869-nucleotide messenger RNA. RefSeq lists its product as uncharacterized. The record is from RefSeq and is a predicted model, not a curated record. The transcript has a single exon. Lineage: Eukaryota; Fungi; Ascomycota; Pichiomycetes; Serinales; Debaryomycetaceae. Bases 177 to 788 code for a protein of 203 amino acids.